AUGGACAACAGGACCUAUUUUACCACCUACACUCUGAUGGAACCUAAAGGCUCUAAAUCAUUUAGGCACAUAUAUUUCACAUGCACUCUGCUUGUCUAUGCACUGAUAUUGUUUGUUAACAUUUGGCUCAGUGUGGUUAUUGUCUUGGAUAGAGCUCUUCAUGAACCAAUGUAUAUUUUUUUGUGUAAUUUGUGUAUAAAUUAUAUAUAUGGAGCAGCAGGAUUCUUUCCUAAAUUCCUACAUGAUUUAAUACUGGAUUUAUAUGUGAUCCCUUCUUACAUGUGUGCUCUCCAAGCUUUUGUGAUCUACAGCUCAGCUAUGUGUGACUGUAGUACACUGACUAUUAUGGCAUAUGAUAGACAUGUGGCAAUAUGCAGACCAUUUCACUAUCAUGAAAAGUUUAAUAAAUGUAUGUGCGGCAUGUUGCUUGGCUUCUGUUGGACUCUACCAUUUAUUGCUAUGUUCACUGCUGUUCUGUUUUCCAGAGGGUUGCCACUGUGUAAAUAUCACAUUGACAAAUUAUACUGUGAUAACUGGUCUAUGGUAAUGCUCUCAUGUGAAUCAACGGUCAUUCAUAACAUUUUGGGAUUCAUUACUUUAUUAUUUUAUAUAUGUCUUGCUGUUUUAAUUAGUAUGUCCUAUAUUAAACUUAUCAUUGCAUGUAAAGCAUCAUUAGAGAACAGAAGGACAUUUCUGCAGACAUGUGUGCCACAUUUGUUUUCACUGUUGAAUUGUAGUAUUGCUAUGGUUUUUGAUUUCACACACAGCAGAUUUAGCUCAAGCAAUUUCCCAGAGAGCCUACGUACUUUUUUUGCAUUAAUGGUGAUUAUAGUUCCACCUCUUUUCAAUCCUGUAAUAUAUGGCUUAAAACUCAAAGAGGUCCGUAAAAGAAUCUCAAAAUCAUGUGUUAAUAUCAUAAAUCAUUAA
Molecule: messenger RNA, 927 nt
Organism: Xyrauchen texanus (razorback sucker)
Lineage: Eukaryota; Metazoa; Chordata; Actinopteri; Cypriniformes; Catostomidae
Product: olfactory receptor 6N2-like
Exons: 1
Coding region: 1-927 (308 amino acids)
Biological process (GO): G protein-coupled receptor signaling pathway
Cellular component (GO): membrane
Molecular function (GO): G protein-coupled receptor activity; olfactory receptor activity
Source: RefSeq, a predicted model, not a curated record